Molecule: messenger RNA, 2109 nt
Organism: Rhododendron vialii
Lineage: Eukaryota; Viridiplantae; Streptophyta; Magnoliopsida; Ericales; Ericaceae
Product: probable pectinesterase/pectinesterase inhibitor 64
Exons: 4
Coding region: 341-2050 (569 amino acids)
Biological process (GO): cell wall modification
Molecular function (GO): pectinesterase inhibitor activity; pectinesterase activity
Source: RefSeq, a predicted model, not a curated record
AGAGAGACAGAUUAAUUGUCUCAAUUUGGCACUCAACAGCCAUGACUCAAAUUUAUGUUCAACGCCUUGAGCGUUGCGUCUCCAUCCUCUCUUCUCUCUUCUCUCUCCUCUCGCCCUUCACGCCCUCCUCAAACCUAUUUCGCCAUUGAUAAAAAAAAAAACCUCCUCUCCUCAACAUUACCAUCAAAAUUCGUCACAGACAAAUCUCGCCAUCGAAAUCAAAAUGUACUACGAUCGUGCAUGCAUGCACCCUAUACAUGCAUGCACGAUUUGAUGAAUACGUGAAAAUCCGUUCUUUGUUAGUCGUCCAAUACGAUUAAUUCCAAACCUCUUAAUCGCGAUGAGCCGACGCUAUUGCGUCGGCAUUGCCGUUCUAAGUACCCUUUUCACCGUUAUCAUCGUAGGCUCCGUCAUUUACGCAACAAGUGGCCACCACCCUGCCGCCCCCGGACCGCAACCACCACCCAAAAAGACGCAACCCAUCUUCGGGCCCACAUCGGUGUCCGUCGAGCAAGCAUGCCAAGCAACAACAGAUCCAUACGGAUGCGGAGCCACAUUAUCCUCCCCGCGAAGUUUCCCUUCUGAUCCCCCAAUCUACUACGCCCCGACCGAAAUCCUCGAACUCGCCACCCAUAUCUGUAUCCGAAACGUCAAGGUGGCCCAAUCCGUGAUCGCCGAUAUCCUAAAAAAUGCUACAAACGAUCAGAAGGUCUCGAAGGCAGCGAAAACGUGCAUGGAGGUGCUACGUAACGCCAAGUACCGGCAGCAGUCGACGGCCGACGCUCUGCCGCGCGGCGAGUUCAAGGACGCCAGGGCGUGGAUGAGCGCGUCCUUGGUUUACGAGUCCAUGUGCCUGAACGGGUUGAACAAGACGGGCAGUAAUCUCCCGUCGGUCAUUGGGGUCGUGGCAUACAUGCAAACCGUGGUGAACGUGACCGGCGAGGCGUUGAGCUUGAUCCGGUCGUACGAUAUCUAUGGAAACGAUACCGGGUCGUGGACCCUGCCCCAAACAGAGCGGGACGGGGUCUGGGAGCACGUGGACGGGUCGGACGACGCACGGGCCUUGAAGUCCAACGGCGGGUUCCCAUCCGGCUUGAUGGCGAACACGACCGUGUGCAGGAGCGGGAUAGGUGGUGGGAGUUGCGAUUACACGACCGUGCAGGACGCAGUGGACGCGGCGCCGAGCAACGAGACGGAGAGGAGGUUCGUGAUUCGGAUAAAGGAGGGGGUUUACAAUGAGACGGUUAGAGUUCCGUUGGAGAAGAAGAAUGUGGUGUUUCUGGGUGAUGGGAUGGGUAAAACGGUCAUUUCAGGGUCAUUGAAUGUGGGCCAGCCUGGGAUGACCACCUAUGAUUCAGCUACAGUAGGAGUACUUGGUGAUGGAUUCAUGGCCAAGGACCUCACAAUUGAGAACACAGCAGGCCCCCGAGCCAACCAGGCGGUCGCCUUCCGAUCAGACAGCGAUAGAUCCAUCAUCGAAAGCUGCGAAUUCAUCGGGAACCAGGACACCCUCUGUGCCAACACCCUCCGCCAGUUCUACAACUCAUGCCGUAUCCAAGGCAACGUGGACUUCAUUUUCGGCUUCUCCGCCUCGGUCUUCCAGAACUGCCUCAUCCUCAUCUCUCCCCGCGGCUUCACCUCCGAUCAAAAUGUCAUCACUGCCCACGGAAGGUUCGACCCCGCGCAAUCCACCGGCUUCGUCUUCCUGAAUUGCACAGUUAACGGUACCGCGACAUACAUGGAAAAAUACGAGAAGAAGUCACCCGAUUCGACGAAGAAUUUCUUGGGGAGACCGUGGAAGGCAUACUCAAGAACUGUUUUCAUAAACUGUAACUUGGGGCCUAUCAUCUCACCAGAAGGGUGGAUGCCUUGGGACCACGAUUUCGGUCUAUCCACGCUUUACUACGGAGAAUAUGGUAACUCCGGGCCCGGUUCGGCUUUAUCGCAGAGAGUGGAAUGGAGUAGCAGAAUUCCAGCUAGUUACAUUGAAGGUUUUUCAGUGCAGAAUUUUAUCCAAGGUGAUAAGUGGAUACCAUUAUCUUCUGGAUAAUGACUCAUGGGGAUAACGAAGUAAAUAUAGAAUUAAUGAUCAAUACUUGGUUACAGAAA